AUGGCAGCGUACCAGUCUGGUCUUGUCCUGAACGCUGUCCUGGAUCAAAUAUUCGAAGAUAUUGCUGAACCGACAACUCGACUCAACGGUACCAUAGCUCUCAUUGGCGUGGCAUUGCUCAUCAGUGCCUUCCUACAGGCCUGGCUUCACUUCGCCGGUUGGGCACACAUGGCCUGCCGGGUACUUAUGACUGGAAAUGUUGAUGACUAUGCAAUCCUGGAUUGGAUCGUCAAGAAGGGCCUGCUACGUCUUGAUCAGGACCGCGCAAGCGUUGGUAAGGGCGCAUGCUGA
This is a messenger RNA of Fulvia fulva, 291 nucleotides long. RefSeq lists its product as uncharacterized. Lineage: Eukaryota; Fungi; Ascomycota; Dothideomycetes; Mycosphaerellales; Mycosphaerellaceae. The transcript has 2 exons. The record is from RefSeq and is a predicted model, not a curated record. The coding region runs from base 1 to 291 and encodes 96 amino acids.